Molecule: messenger RNA, 891 nt
Organism: Spizellomyces punctatus DAOM BR117
Lineage: Eukaryota; Fungi; Chytridiomycota; Chytridiomycetes; Spizellomycetales; Spizellomycetaceae
Exons: 2
Coding region: 1-807 (268 amino acids)
Source: RefSeq, a predicted model, not a curated record
AUGACAGACAGUACCUCGGUGUCAGUUUACUUGAAACAUCCUGAAGCUGACAAGUAUGGAAAGCACAGCGGCAGAGGGAAAAAGUCAGCAAACAAGAUGGAGGCAGAGGUUAAAGCGCUUUAUGUGGAAAACAACUUGCCUGCUUGUCAAGCAGCAGAGAACAUUGUCAUUAUCGACCCAAACAAGCACGACCUUCUCUACUGCCAAGACAGCAAUGGUGCAACAAUGUUUCGCUAUACCGCCAAUCAAUGCUGCAAGGAGACUGAUUCAGAUCAUCGAAAGGAAUUCUACUCCCACCCUGCCCACACGCAGUGGAAGUGGCAUGCAUUUAUAAACCGUCAGAAGAGUGAAUCAAACCUCAUAUCCAACAUGCGCAACAAGUUUGGGAACUUCACCAUUGUGAUGGGUGAUUGGAGUGAUGCCGGUCGAACUGCAAGAUUUCAGACCUCAUCAAAGACGAAAGGUUGGCGCACCCUCUUUAAGCGCAACAGGAUCAACUGCUUCCUUCUCGACGAGUACAAGACCUCAUCUGUCUGCCCUCACUGUUUGGCCUCAUCUGCUGACUUCCUUGAAAAAGGCUUCAAAACACGACCUCAUUCAAGACCUUGGCGCCGUCGCGAAGGCAAGAUUGAAAAAGUCCAUGGAUUGCUGGGUUGUACCAACCCUAACUGUCAGCAAGCCUGGACGAUGCGCUACUGGAACAGGGACACGCUGAGCACCUGCAACAUGCUGAUGAUCGUGCAAUCAAUGUUAGAUGGACACGGUAGACCAAAAGUGUUCAGCAGGGGUGUUCCAGCCGUAGCGUAGAUUAGUUAGAUUACCUUUUCCGAACUGGUUGUCGCCGGUUCAAUCCCUGGUGCGGGUGCUAGUGCCAAUACCCAUCGGCUCCGC